This is a messenger RNA of Quercus lobata, 4530 nucleotides long. Its product is annotated as RAD3-like DNA-binding helicase protein. NCBI's taxonomy places the organism in Eukaryota, Viridiplantae, Streptophyta, Magnoliopsida, Fagales, Fagaceae. The record is from RefSeq and is a predicted model, not a curated record. Gene Ontology annotation, cellular component: nucleus. Gene Ontology annotation, molecular function: ATP binding; hydrolase activity, acting on acid anhydrides, in phosphorus-containing anhydrides; DNA binding. Gene Ontology annotation, biological process: nucleotide-excision repair; double-strand break repair involved in meiotic recombination. Bases 84 to 3914 code for a protein of 1276 amino acids. The transcript is spliced from 28 exons.
CCAAAACACCAAAAGGUCCAAAACACAUAUAUAUACACAAAACCCAUCAUCACAACCCAACCCUCAUCACAACACACACACAAAUGGUCUCUGCAACUCCAACUCCUCCAGGUCCAGACCCAAGCAUCAAGAGCUCUAAAAAUGUGUACCACAUCGGAGGCAUCCAAGUCGAAUUCCCGUACCAGCCGUACGGGUCGCAGCUCGCGUUCAUGGGUCGGGUCAUCUCGACUCUAGAUCGAGCCCAGAGAGAGAACCACUGUCACGCGCUCCUCGAGUCCCCGACCGGUACCGGAAAAUCGCUCUCGCUUCUCUGCUCCACUCUCGCUUGGCAGCAGAGCUGUAAAUUGAAGAACCAGUUCGCCAAUCUCACUCACUCCAAGCCCAAUCCCGAGGCUUUCACCGAUCCUCUCGCUCACGGUGGCGGAUUUGUUCCAGAAGUGGAACCCUCAGGUAAUGCGGGGCCGGAAAAUUUGGACCCAACUCAAUCUGCAGCAAACAACAAGAAUCAAAAGAAAAAGGCAGCACCCACCAUAUAUUAUGCAUCGAGGACACAUUCACAAAUUUCUCAAGUAAUUCGUGAAUAUCGAAAAACUGCUUACCGGGUCCCGAUGGCUGUUUUGGCGUCUAGGAAGCACUACUGCACCAACAAGCAUAUACGAGGGAAAGAUAAUAUUGAUGAAGAAUGCAAGUUGCUUUUGAGGGAUCGAGAAGUGGGAUGCCCAGAAUUUAAAAAUGCACAUAAAGUCAAGGGACAUCCAUCACUGCAGAAGGGAGGAUGCCAUGAGGCUCAUGAUAUAGAAGAUCUUGUGAGAGUUGGACAAGUUGUGAAAGGUUGUUCAUAUUAUGCAGCACGUUCUAUGGCAGAUGAUGCACAAUUGGUUUUCUGUCCAUACAGCUACGUCAUUAAUCCAGUCAUUCGAGGAGCGAUGGAUGUAGAUAUUAAAGAAGCCAUUGUGAUUCUUGAUGAAGCCCACAACAUAGAGGAUAUUGCUCGAGACGCUGGCAGUGUGGAUCUUGAAGAAGACAUUUUGUACAAAUUGCAGACGGAACUAGAGCAUCUCUGCACAGUGGAUGUUCUAACUUAUCAACCUUUAUAUGAAAUGACAGAGGACCUUAUAAGUUGGAUUGAGCGGAGGAAAAGUACACUAGAGAAACGUGACUUCCAGCACCACAUCUCUUGUUGGACUGGUGAUAAGGCUUUAAGAGAGCUCCAAGAGGCUAAUAUUUCACAGCAGUGCUUCCCAAUCUUGCUAGAAUGUGCCACGAAGGCAAUUAAAGCUGCUACAGAUUUAGAGUCGGAUGUAGCACGUUUAAGUGGCAUGUCAGUAAUAACUUUGGAAGGGUUAUUCUCUUCUCUAACUUACUUUUUCUCAAGAAAUGGGAGUCACAUUUAUGAUUAUCAGCUUGCUUUACAACGAUGUGUCAAAAGAGAUGCUGGAAAAGUUGGCAAUUGGACACAUACUUUCAGUUUGUGGUGCUUGAAUCCAGCUGUUGUUUUUAGAGACAUUGCUGAUCUUUCUUUGUCUGUCAUAUUAACAUCUGGGACUUUGUCUCCAAUGAAUACCUUUUCAUCUGAGCUUGGGGUUCAGUUUGGAACUUGUUUGGAAGCUCCACAUGUGAUUGAUGUUGAGUCACAGGUGUGGUCUGCUAUAAUACCCACUGGUCCAGGUAAUUAUCCACUGAAUGCAAGUUAUAAAACAGCAGAUGCAUAUGCAUUUCAGGAUGCACUUGGGAAAUCUUUAGAGGAGAUUUUUAACAUUGUUCCAGGAGGUUGUCUAGUGUUCUUCCCAAGUUAUAAGCUGAUGGAGAAACUAUGCAAUCGUUGGUCUGAAACUGGUCAAUGGUCACAGCUAACUACAAAAAAAUCCCUUUUUGUUGAGCCAAGAGGAGGAAGCCAAGAUGAUUUUGAACCUGUUUUGAAAGGUUACUAUGACUCAAUUCGUCUAGGCAAUAAACCUGCUUUUGGGAGAAAGAGUCGGGUAAAGAAAACAGACCUUAAUCACUUCAACACGGUCGAGUCCCCAGAAAAUUUAAAGAAAGGAGCUGCGUUUCUGGCAGUUUUCCGAGGAAAGGUUUCAGAAGGAAUUGACUUCUCUGAUGAUAAUGCCCGUGUGGUUAUAAUUGUUGGAAUUCCUUUUCCCAACAUGUUUGAUAUUCAAGUAUCGUUAAAGAAGAAAUAUAAUGAUACACAUAAAUCAUCCAAAGGCCUUCUAAGUGGGAAUGAGUGGUACUGUAACCAAGCCUUCCGAGCUCUAAAUCAAGCUGCAGGACGUUGUAUACGACAUAGGUUUGAUUAUGGAGCCAUUAUCCUAUUAGAUGAGCGCUAUCAGGAAGAAAGGAAUAGAGCAUACGUAUCAAAGUGGCUAAGGAAGUCAAUUAGACAAUAUGACAGCUUUGACUCUUCAAAAGACAGAUUAAAAUUGUUUUUCGAAGAUGUGAAGGAGUGGGUUGGGAAGAAUACUGUAAAUGUAUUACAGAAUUUUGACAUUAAAGAGGAAAAGUCUGAAAGUGCGAUUGUUGUGGGUCAAAGUAAAGGGCUUAGAAGAAAUGAAAAUCAGAAACUGAACAAGUCUGAUCAUUAUGGACGGAAAAGGAUUUCUAUGACAAAGUAUGAUGCUUCCCUUCCUUUGCAGAAAUCUCAAGGUAAUGUCAAAGUUCAGGCAUCUCUGAAAAUGGAUGAGGACACUAGCAACUGUAUAGAAUAUGUUGACCUUGAGUGCAGUUUUCAGAAAGACACAAGGUGCUCUGAGGAUUUUUCCAUGGCAUUCUCUGUUGAAGAUCCAGAUGUAUCUAUUGUCAAAGAAACCCCAUGCUCUACUAGUCCAGGAUCCUUGUCUAAGGAUGAAAACUCUUGUUCAACCAUAAUUGAGGAUUCUACUGAAUUUCCAGAUCAUGUAUCAGUUCAUUCAAUCUGUUUAGCUAGCGAAGGGAAAUCACUUUCUGGUGCCCAGUGUUCAGUGGUAGUUACUCCUGAAAAGAAUAUCACUAUGAACACCUACAGUUCUAUGCCAGAUAUGGAAUCAUCUUUGAAUUUAAGUGUUAAUUCUCAUACCCAAAAAAGGAGAAAGUCCAUGGGAACUCCACUUAUUAACCUUAUAGAAGAUGAACAAUCCGAUGCCCCCAAUGCUAUAACCCCUGUCUAUACUGGUUUAACAAGAAGCUCAAUGGCUAGCAAAGAUGCAAAUCGCAGAAUUGAAUUUGGUUUAGAGUCUAGUUGUGCAGAACACAAAUCUAAGAAGUCCAGUGUUUCUCGAUUGCUCACAAAGGACAAUUAUGUUGCUUCAUGUGUGCCUCCUAUUUCUUUUGUGGAGAAAAGAUUACAAAUUUCUUGUUUUCUCUGCAAAAGCCCUUUGGGUCUUCCUGAGAACCAUCUAUAUGUAAUGUGCCUGUUAACAUCAUCAUCGAAAGUCCACCUAGCAUCUGUUCUAAAAGAGAAAUUGGAACCUCAUGAUGUGAAUACACCUACAAGCAUACAAGUUGUCAUGACUGACAUUUUAUCUGUUCAUCCACAGCUCUAUUCCAGAAGAUCUGAAGGUGCUCCGGGACAGGGUGUUUGGUGUGAAGAAGAUGGGUGUGUAUUCAAUACCAUUUUCUGUCCUUUCUGCAGUAACCCCAACAGCUGUCUUGGUGUGCAGAUUGUGGCUACUGAUGCAUCAAAUGUUCAUUUACUUAAUAAGAUAUUGUUUUACCGUGCGCAUUUGGAAAUUAAGAAUCUUGAAACAUCAAGUGACAAGGUUUCAGAGGAAAAGAAUUUGUUGCCAGCCAGUGGCUCAGGCAUGGAAAAAGAAGCCAUCUUGAAUUCCAUUGAUAAAUUCUCUUACUCCCCACAGCAACAGAAUUCAGGAGGCUGGAGGACUACAAAAUCGAAGUUAAAACUACCAAAGAAAGGCUUGCUUUCUAAUUCAGAAGGUUAAUCUUGAAGAAGCAUAUUGGACUUCAAAUGCAUAUAUGAUUUUGAAAAGUAUAGAUUGGGAAGAUCAUGUGCUUCUCCAUACCUUGGUUACACCUUGAAAAUUAAAAGCUGGGCCAAGAUGUUGCCUCUGGAAGUUGAGUUUCCAGUUGAUGUGCUUCACCCCCUUGAUUAGCUUUUGGGAGUUGAGCAUUCACCAGCAACUCUUGCAAUCUCCAAAAGUCUAAUGGGGGUAGACUGUAUUCUGUUGCCCUGGGGCAUUGUAGAGGAAUCACUAAUUACUUAACUGCAGCAGCAGUAUCAGCACCAUCAGUGUUCCAUAUCCUAUAGAGGAACUGAGGAGCUAGUUGACCUUGCAGCUCAUGAUAAGGUGAAGCCAGUUGGAUUAUUGCAGUUCCUGGUAAGGUGCAGUCAGUUGGAUUGGAUGACUGGUGUUUAUGGUUCUAAUUUAAGUUGUUUAUAAGGUAUGAUUAUGGCCCUAAAGUCAUUUUUGAUCUGGUCUUUUGUUUAUAUCAAAAAAAAAAAUAGUGUAGUCUGACCACUUCUAAGGUGGAGUUUAGUAGCAUUUUGGAGUUAAUUUACAGAUCAAGAUCUUUAAUUGCAAUUAAGAUAAGACAUGU